Morchella importuna is the source of this 447-nucleotide messenger RNA. RefSeq lists its product as uncharacterized. The transcript has a single exon. The record is from RefSeq and is a predicted model, not a curated record. Bases 1 to 447 code for a protein of 148 amino acids. NCBI's taxonomy places the organism in Eukaryota, Fungi, Ascomycota, Pezizomycetes, Pezizales, Morchellaceae.
AUGAUCGAUAUUCCUGCAGAGGAUUCGGAUUACGUGGAGGGAAAGCACCGGAUAAAUGCCAAAGGACUGAGGGUAUAUAUGGCUAGAACUGAUGCCAGUAAUCAAAGGCUAAUGCAGACUCUUGUUAGGCGUCGCGAUAGACAGCAGGAUGCUAUCGACGAUUUAGACCCCAAAUACCUUAGGAAGUAUCCUUUGGGUGUCGGGGUUGCUGACCCAAACUUCUUACAAGGGACGAUCUGGACACCUGACGGGAUAGCAGCCAAGAGAACUGCUGACGCACUCGCGGCUGCUGGUGCUGGAGGUGGUGGUGGAGGUGGUGGUGGUGGAGGUGGUGGUGGUGGUGGUGGUGGUGGUGGUGGUGGAGGUGGUGGUGGUGGUGGUGGUGGUGGAGGUGGUGGUGGUGGUGGUGGUGGUGUAACGGAGCCAUUUCAACUGUCUGGUGUAUGA